CUCCCCGGUUCCGCGAAUGCGUCUCCUCCCCCGGCCGGCCGCCCGUUCGCUCUCCCCCGCACGAAUCUCCAGGUGAUGUCGAUGCGCCGCGGUCUCUGACUGCGGCGGCGGCGGCGGUCGGGGUCGGGGACGAUGGGCGAGGCCUGCGGGGAGCACGCGCGCGACGGCCGGCGCCACGAGCACCACAACCACCAGAAGCAGCGGCGCGGCCACCGGCGGUCGGCAUCCGCGUCCGCGCCCGCGUCCACGGGGCGAGGGCUAGGGUCGGCGUCGCCGUCCCCCGCCACGGCUGCGGCGGCGAUGGAGGAGGAGCGGCGGCUGCGUCGGUCCCCGCCCGUGGAGGCGCGGCGGGAGCGGGAGCGGCGGCGGGCGCGGGAGCAGCCGCGGUGCGGGGAGGUGGCGGGCGGGACGGCGGCGGAGUGCGCCGCGGUUUGCUGCUGCUUCCCCUGCGCGGUGGUGGAGCUCGUCGUGCUCGCGGCCGUGCGCGUGCCCGCCGCGCUGUGCCGGCGCGCGCUCCGCGCCCGGGCGAGGCGCAGGCGCGCCUCCCGCGCCGCCGCCCAGGCCAAGAAGAAGGAGAUGGCGGGGCUCCUCGCGUCGGGCGCCACGUCACCGACCGCGGCGGCCGCCAAGGACAUCAACGGCGACGCGCUCGACUUCUGCUACUGGCCCGCGGGCGCGGCGGCGGCCAGGCGCGACGAGCUCGCCGAGGCCGAGGCCGCGGUCUGGGCUAGCUUCCAGGGCGCCGGCUUCUGGCGGAGCCCGUCGCAGCGCGAGGAGAGGAGGUGCUCGUCGCAGCGCGAGGAGAGGAGGUGCUCGUGACCGCCGCCGCCGCCGCCGUCUCUCCAUGCCGGUUUCUUGCAUUGGACUCGCUCCAUCCCGAUCCGUCGUCGCAUGGCAAUGGCAUCACCAGCCCAACCAACCAAUAUAAAUCCUCAUAGGAAAAAGAUGAACUCCUGCGAUUGAUUAAUCGAUCGACUGCAGAUUGUUGCAGCGGCGACGACCAGUUUUAUUACCAGUUGAGAUUGCUCGCGUUUUCUUUUUCCGAAGAAUUUUUUUGUUUUGAUUGUUCGGUGGGAGGAGAAUGAAACCAUGCAUGCAUGAUUAACCUAGGGAAGGGAAGAUCACACGGCCGAACUCUGCUUCUUCU
Messenger RNA from Sorghum bicolor (sorghum), 1147 nucleotides. RefSeq lists its product as uncharacterized. The coding region runs from base 133 to 819 and encodes 228 amino acids. The transcript has a single exon. The record is from RefSeq and is a predicted model, not a curated record. NCBI's taxonomy places the organism in Eukaryota, Viridiplantae, Streptophyta, Magnoliopsida, Poales, Poaceae.